GUCAAAGACUGAGGUUCCCGACUGCACUGCAGCUCAAACCUUCCUUUGGGUUUUAAGUGUGCAGUUAACUCAGCAGACACGAUAAUCCCAGAGAUUUUCAGUUCCCCAUAAUCCUCAGAGUCUGAUUUGUGGUUCAAUUCCUUCAGACUUUACAGUGAGCCUGCGGUUAGAUUCUUAAUAGCACACAAAUAUGAGUGAUUGUAUGUUUUUCUGUGAUCAUUGACUGGAUUUUCACAAUAAAAGGGCACAGCUUUUGCUCUGAAACGCUCCUCUUUCUUGCUGAGUCCGCACAAUCCGCAGCAGGAUGACAGGCUGUGCAGGAGGAUGGCUUUCUGUGUGAGAUCUUGGCUCUGCACGCCCUCCUGCGGGAUGCACGGACAGCAAACCGGGGGGGCAUUUCUGCACACCUCUUGAGUUUCUUCAAAGAGCUGCAGAGAGAGAGGGAGGGAGACACGGGGGAGGGGGAGGUCUGUGGGGUGGGGGGCAGAAACCAUCCCCUUCUGUGCCGCCGCUCCCUCUGCCCCCCAAAUGAUGCAGGAAAAGAUGCUGAAGUUCUUCUCCAACCGGGAUGACGAGAACGAAAGUCUUCUGGGGGGAGGAACGGAGGAUGAGUCGGAAAGCGCGUCCCUGCAGGACACCAAGCAGCCGUGGCUGCACCGGCCGUGCCUCCUGCUCCUCAGCGAUGGAGACGCGGCCAAGCCGGACCAGCACUGUGCUCAGAUGACCCCGCAGGCUCCGCCCAAGGCCGCCGCCGAUCCCGGAAGCACAUGUAAAGCUCCUGAACACCCCCCCACACCGGCCUCCCCCUCCCAGCUGGAGGAGGGCAGCUGCACUGUGACCGCCGUCUCCCCGUGGGGGGAGUCCAGGAGCACCCUGGUGUUGAGCCCUGCAGGGGCUGCAUGGGCGGAGGAGGAGGAGGCGCCCCCAUGUGGCUCAUCCAAGGAAGACUCUGUGGUGGAGGAGAAGGAGGUGGAGGAGCAGCAGGAGCAUCCGGACAGCUGCGACUCCCCCUCCACGCUUUCACAGGAGGAGGCCUGCAGGGUGGGGGGGAGGGACUUUCAGAGCCAAAGGGAGGUGACCACAUCCAAGAGAGAAGAUGGGAGCAGACUGCAGGCAGCCAGCGAGGGGGAGGCGCAGGAGGAGAGUCCAGCUCCUGGAGGAGAUCCUGACAAUGAGUCUGAAAUGAGAUCAGCGGGAAUUCUGUCCAAAGAUGGAGACGAGGUCCUCGGAGAAGUGGCUCCGGUCUGGGUUCCUGACUCCGAGGCCCAGGUCUGCAUGAAGUGCGGCACCAAGUUCACCUUCACCAAGCGGAGGCACCACUGCCGGGCCUGCGGGAAGGUUUUCUGCGCUCUUUGUUCCAAUCUGAAGUUCAGACUCACUCAUCUGGAUGGAAAAGAGGGCCGCGUUUGUGUUUCCUGUCAUUCAACCCUCAUCAAAAGGACGCCUCCGAAGAGCCAAAGAAAGGUGUGGUUCGCAGAUGAAAUCCUCACCACACAACAGUCAGAAUCUGCUCCUACUACACCCGCCAGGGGUCCGGUCUUCUCGCCACUGAGACGGACGCUGGGGGAGCCUGUGGGUUCGCCGCAGACGAGGAGAACGUCAAGGCCUCAAAGGACCACCGCGAGCGAGGCGUGUGGUCCUUACGGUUGGGGCACCACAGCUCUGGUGAGCAGCUCUGCCAACCUCAUUCCGCUGGAGGGCCUGCCUCCCAUCCUCACCUCCACAGGAGUCAAAGGAGACUACACCGUGGAGGAGCAUCCGUCCGAGGUGCUGCUCUUCCAGGAGCUGGAGAGCGGCCGGCCCAAACCUCUGGUGUUCGUCCUCAACGCCAACCUGCUCGCCAUGGUGAAGCUGGUCAACUACGUGAACAGGAAGUGCUGGUGCUUGACCACCAAAGGGAUGCACGCCGUGGGCCAGGUGGAAGUGGUGGUGCUGCUGCAGUGCCUGCCGGAGGAGAAGAGUUUCCCCAAAGACGUUUUCAGCCACUUCCUCCAGCUGUACAGGGACACCCUGACAGGGAAGGUUGUAAAACACCUGUCUCUCUUCCUGUUUGGGAGUCAGUUUCUGGGGAGCAGAGACCACGCCGGCUUUCUGUACGUUCGCUCCACUCUGCAGUCUCUUCAGGGUCUUCCUCUGCCGAACCAGCCGUACCUCUUCGGCCUGCUGAUCCACCGGGCCGAGGUGUCCUGGGCCAAGGCCUUCCCGCUGCGCCUCAUGCUGCGGCUGGGCGCCGAGUACAGAUUUUACCCCUGCCCUCUGUACAACGUGCGCUUCAGGAAGCCCUUGUUCGGGGAAAUAGGCCACACCAUCAUGCGGCUGUUAGUGGACUUUAGGAACUACAGAUACACCCUUCCGACAGUAUCAGGGCUCACCGUGGACCUGGAGGCUCAGAGGACCUGCAUAAAGAUCCCAACAAACGGCUAUAACGAGCUGCUGAAGGCCAUCAGCAAGUCCAACGAACACGUGCUGGCCUUAGGAGCGUGCUUCAACGAGACCGCCGACUCGCAUCUCAUCUGUGUUCAAACAGAGGACCGGCAGUACCAAACGCAGGCCAUCAGCAUCCACAACCAGCCGCGCAAAGUCACCGGAUCGUGCUUUUUCAUCCUGAGCAGCGCCCUGAAGGCUUCUGCAGGAUACCUGGCCAAGUCCAGCAUCGUGGAAGUGUGCGUCUGUGUUUCUCCCGUACCGCUGUGCCCUCUUCCUGUAGAUGGCCUCAUGGUGCAGGUCACCGUGGAAACCAUGGGGGAGAUCCGCCGGUCGCUCCGGGAGAUGAAGGACUACAGCAUCACAUGUGGACGGCUCGACCAAUCAGAGAGCCAGGAGCUUGUUUGUUUACAAUGGGUGGAGGAGAAGUGCACUGUGAAUAAAGGCGUCAUCAGCCCCAUCGACGGGAAGUCCAUGGAGUCCAUCAGCAGCACCAAGAUGUUCCAAAAAUCUGAGUACAAAGAAAACGGGAAGAUCAUUCGCUGGACAGAAGUCUUCUUCCUCCAAAAGAGCCAGAAUCCCAGAAGAGGAGCCAGCGACUCGGCGGAGCAGAGCCGGCUGACGGAGCGCAUCGCCAGGGCCUUCUGUCUGGCGCUGUGUCCUCACCUGAAGCUCCUGAAGGAGGACGGCAUGGCCAAACUGGGGCUGCGCGUCACUCUGGACUGUCAGGAGGUGGGAUUCGUGGCGGGGAGUAACGGGCAGCUCCUCCCAGCUCAGUACCUCAGCGCCCUGGACAGCGUUCUGACUCCCGUCAUUCACAGCAAAGGCCGCACGAGGGACAACGAGCCCACCGUGAUGGAGCUCAUCUUUUAUAUCCUGGAGAACAUCUCCUAGAACCUCCUCCCACGAAUGAUCCUGUCACCUCAGACUAAAGCAAAAAGCAUUUCAACACAAAACCUGAUUCACAUCCACGGUCCAGAGAGGAGUGGGCGUGGCCUCACUCCGCCUGAAGCCAACCCGUGAUGAACCAUCACAUAAAGGGUGCUGCAUUGUCAUAGCUUGCUCUCCAUGUCACCGACGUGCUCGGCACGAGAAGAAAACCUUUAAAAUGUUCUGGUUUCAGAGAGAAUGAGGAAUGUAGAUCUGUAGAAACCAGAAUGAAUGCCUGGAGAAUGUUUUCACACUGGAUGCAUUUAACGGACUGCUCAUAAAGUGUAAUGUCAGCUUGGAAUUAAACUUACUAACACUGA
Oryzias melastigma (Indian medaka) is the source of this 3674-nucleotide messenger RNA. RefSeq names its product zinc finger, FYVE domain containing 9b (gene zfyve9b). Gene Ontology annotation, molecular function: metal ion binding. The transcript has 16 exons. The record is from RefSeq and is a predicted model, not a curated record. Gene Ontology annotation, cellular component: endosome; early endosome membrane. NCBI's taxonomy places the organism in Eukaryota, Metazoa, Chordata, Actinopteri, Beloniformes, Adrianichthyidae. Gene Ontology annotation, biological process: liver development; endosomal transport. Bases 529 to 3318 code for a protein of 929 amino acids.